Messenger RNA from Asterias rubens (European starfish), 2282 nucleotides. RefSeq lists its product as uncharacterized. NCBI's taxonomy places the organism in Eukaryota, Metazoa, Echinodermata, Asteroidea, Forcipulatida, Asteriidae. The coding region runs from base 108 to 1421 and encodes 437 amino acids. Gene Ontology annotation, biological process: nucleobase-containing compound metabolic process. Gene Ontology annotation, molecular function: nucleic acid binding; 3'-5' exonuclease activity. The transcript is spliced from 6 exons. The record is from RefSeq and is a predicted model, not a curated record.
CAUUGCUAUGCUGUGUAGGUAGUACUAGUAGUAGUUGUCAAACAAGUUUGCGGUCAUCAAGUUUAAAGAACCAAGAGUAAAAACAGGUUUAGGAACCAGCUGUUGAGAUGGCUCACUACAAUGGAGGAAAUCCUACACAAGGAGGUGGAAAAGGCGGUGUAGGCCUACUCACCACAGUUAUUGAAGUUGAAGACAAAUGGGCAGUAGUAAGUUUAUCUGACUGCAGUCGUGGCCUCGUGACCAAAGGCCAGAUCCGCCGAGGAAAUCUGCAGCCAGUCCAAACCAUGAAAGACUUCCUACGGCCAGGUUUCACUGUGGUCACCAGCAUCAGGAAAGCCAAGUAUGCGGACAGCGACGCCCACAGACACUACUGCAACUGGGUGGUGACAAAAAUCAUCCGGCAGAAUGGAUUGAUCUUGCCCCCGGCCCCGUACUAUCGUGACCCAUCCAACUUUUUUGACUUUCAAGUUGAUAAGAAGAGAACGGGGUUAAGUGUAGACAUCCUCGGAUCAUACACCGGAGAAGCGGUGUAUUACCUGAGAAACUGCCUCAAGAGUUGGAAUGGCAUCUCAUUGGAAGCUAUUAUGGACAAUCUGUAUCAAGGCGCGAGCCGAGAAGUCUUAGAUGGUUUAGACUCGGUUGAAACUCUCGCAACAUUCGUACAGAGUCUUCCUCGCUUUUUCACCCUGACUUCCCUGGGAUUUCUCUACUCCAAUAGCCAUCCCGAAGUGACGUGCAUUGAGGCUGAGAUCCAACGACGGUUACCGGCGUUUGACGUCGGCAUUUUCGGUGACAGAGCCAUCAUCAUCAGCAAACCUUGGGAAGUCGCUAAUGUCGUCAACAUGAUCAUAAGGGAAAGGCAAUUAAGUGUCGUUGCAUUUGAUACUGAGAGAGCUACCAAGGGAUCUUCAGAGUACCUGUCUACCAUUCAAAUUGCUCCCAUGGGGAACGAUUCCCAAGCAUACAUAUUUGAUGUCAUGAACUGGUCUAAUAAGAAUUUCCAUACCAGCCAACUGAAGAAACUACUGGAGAGCGACAGUGUCAUCAAGGUUGUGCAUGACUGUCGAGGAGACAGUGCUGUUCUGGAGACCUACGACAUUUGCCUCACCAACGUCUUCGACACCGCAGUUGCCUAUACAACCAUCAUGGAGCAGUCAAACACAGUUUACGCACCCCCUCCAAACUUCUCCAAACUCUGCCAGAUAUUUGGACGCUUCACCCCUCAGCGAAACUCCAAGAAUGUUUAUCAGGGUAAUCAGAACUACUGGGCCUAUCGACCAUUCACUAAGAACAUGAUUGAUCACGCUGCCAGUGAUGUGCUGGGGUUGGCCACAUAUGUUUAUGAAAACAUGAGAAGUUUUAUGAAUCCCAGCUGGAAGUCUAGAUUUGAUGCUCUGUGCAGAAAAAGUCUAAAACAUUGACUCAGACGAUGCGAGUUCUUGGACGGUGACCCAUUGUGAAGAGUGAUCCCAAAACCACAAUAAAGGAAAUUCUCAUGGAAGAGAAGAAAAAGAAUCUUUUAAACCGUGGGUUAUGAAGGUGAACUUUAAGGAAUUGUGUCGACAUGAUCAAAGCAAUUUAGAAAUGUCACCCCCAGUACAGCAUGCAUGCACACGCCCUCCUUAUCCUAAGAGAGCGUGCAUACGCGUGCAGUAGCUGGGUGAUGGUUUAUAAUUCCAUGUACAAUACAGCCACAUGCCUGUUUUGAUCAUGAUGACACAAACCCUUUAAUGGUAGGGUCGUCGUUAGGUUGUUGUCAACGUAAUGCUGGUUUAUACAGGCAAAAUUAUCAAGACAGAUAGGCGUACACUAAAAUUCAUCUGUGAAACAUUCAGUUGAUUAUAGUGCUACUUAUUGAGAAAACAGAAACAAAAUCAGUCCUGUUAAUUUUUAUCAAGAAUGUCAAUUCCAUCCAUUCUAAAAGGCCAGUAAAGGUACUUUUUUUACAAAGAGAGUUGAGAAAAAACAGUGUAUUCAUGUUUACGAAAAAGUUGUUGAUAGUUUUCUAAAUAAGUUUAAGUGUCUUGGGGAUAAAUUACAUUGUUUUGUUUGUUAAGCUUUCUAGAUACAAAAUCAGGGUUGCAAAAAAAUAAACUACCAAAUUGAACAAACUAAAAACCAGCGAAAUUUGUCCAAUAAUAAGUGUUGACAUUUCAUGACAUUGACAACAAAAGCCAUUUGGGGCCUAGAAACAUUGAAUAGGCCAGAAUAGUUACAAUUAUAACACACCUCUUGCUUUUUCUGUAUUCUGGUUGGCUGAAACACGGUCACGUGGGAUGAAC